Messenger RNA from Zea mays, 4255 nucleotides. RefSeq lists its product as uncharacterized. The transcript is spliced from 2 exons. Lineage: Eukaryota; Viridiplantae; Streptophyta; Magnoliopsida; Poales; Poaceae. Gene Ontology annotation, molecular function: zinc ion binding. The record is from RefSeq and is a predicted model, not a curated record. Bases 2598 to 4100 code for a protein of 500 amino acids.
GUCAAAUAGAUUUUAACCACGAAUAGAAAUGUACAUAUUAAAUAAAACAACUAUAUUCUGGGCUUACUUGAAUUGUUGAAGCCCCUUUCGUCUUCGGUCUAGCAUGAAUGCUCCAGGGGCAAUCAGGCCCUUUACAAUACCCUCUAAAUCUAGUCUUAUUGGUUGCCUCAAUUCCAAGCUCAAAUUCUUUAUUUAUGGCGUAUUGUCUAAUUGCGAGUCUGAAGUGGUGCAUUGUUGCAUACAAGCUGUCAGGCUCCAUUACUGGAUUGUUCAUAUCAUAUAUGCUCCUUGUCUCAUCAAGCACUAAAUCAGAACAUGGAAUGCCUGCUCUCAAUUCAUCUUCACAUGGAAUGCUAUUUCCAAAACGGGAAGCACUUGAAUCAUCUUCCCUUCCAUCAUCUUGAUUAUCUAGUCCAAGCUGCAAAUAGAGUCCUUGUUCACUACUAACAUCAUUUCUUCCUUCUUCGUUGUUGGUUUCUUCUACCAUUAUUGAAUCCCAAUCGAUAUCAUGCAUUCCAUGGCCACUCCCCUAUUCACCAAAAUAGUUGUAAUAUCAUAUAUAACUACUAAAUUGCAUACAAUAAAUUCGAACCACUAACCACUGUAGUCUGUGUGCCAAUACAAGUCAAUGCCCACUCUUGUUCUUCGACAAUGCAUGCAGUCGUUUCGUCCAUGGGGGAACUGCCUCAUCGUUCGUAGUAUUAUUCAUACUAAACUGCACAAACAAAAAGCUAAAUGGGGGCUCGGCUCUAGGCAGUUUAGUGUGGAAGAAGAUACGGGAUCUCACCAGAGUCGGCGGCGUGGGAACCGCGCGGGAAUGGCCCUCGGCGCAGAAUCCGACCUCGGCGGUAGUUGUUCACCAAGGAAGGGCGAGAUCCGGUGAAGGGCAGGGCAGGAACCGCAGUGCGCGACGAACAGAGCCGAGGGAGACAAGAGAGAUGAGGAAGACGACGGCCAGGGAAGGGAGAAUGGACGACGCUCGAAGACGGCGGCCAGGGAAGUAACGAAGCGAACGGAACGAGGGCACGACGGGCACACGAAAAAGGCUAAUGACUAUCAAUGAGAAUUUUGCAAACAUGGCACCGCCUACGGCGGGCUUCAGACUUUUGGCACCGCGAUCGUGGCAAUUGAAAUCGUGGCAUUAUAAUCCUUCACGUUUUGAAGAUUUAGCAUCGGGGUCGCUUAAUGGUAAUUAGCAUUUCUGCUCUUCCCGUCGUGCCCUCGCGUCGUUACUUCCCUGGGCGCCGUCAUCCUCUUUGUUCUCUAUUCCAUUCCCUGGCCGUCGUCUUCCUCCCUCUUCCUUCCCUGGUCGUCGCCUUCCUCCCUCGGCUCUGUUCGGCGCCGGCUCGCAAUGCGGAGCGAGGCCUGCCCGGCCAUUCCCGGAUCUGUGCCCAGCGGCGUUCGUUCACCGGAUCCAGCGCGCCCAGCUCUGGUAAGUGACCCUCUGCAGUUCCCUAGCCGCCCAGCUUAGCCGACUGUGGUAGCAUAUUGUUUGCGCCGCCCCUGCCAUUCACCGGAUUUAGCACCCAUUUAGCAUUGUCUGUGCAGUGUACUAGAGCCGAGCACCCAUUUAGCAUCCAUUGUUUGUGCAGUGUACUAUGAAUAAUACUAUGAACGACGAGACAGUUCCCCCCAUGGAUGAAACGACUGCAUGCAUUGUCGAAGAACAAGAGUGGGCAUUGACUUGUAUUGGCACACAACAUACAGUGAUUAGUGGUUUGAAUUUAUUGUAUGCAAUUUAGUAGUUAUAUAUUAUAUUACAACUAUUUUUGGUGAAUAGGGGAGUGGCCAUGGAAUGCAUGAUAUCGAUUGGGAUUCAAUAAUGGUAGAAGAAACCAACAACGAAGAAGGAAGAAAUGAUGUUACUAGUGAACAAGGACUAUAUUUUCAGCUUGGACUAGAUAAUCAAGAUGAUGGAAGGGAAGAUGAUUCAAGUGCUUCCCGAUUUGGAAAUAGCAUUUGAUGUGAAGAUGAAUUGGGAGCAGGCAUUCCGUGUUCUGAUUCAGUGCUUGAUGAAAAUAGGACAAUAUAUGAUAUGAACAAUCCAGUAAUGGAGCCUGGCAGCUUAUAUGCAACAAUGCAUCACUUCAGACUCGCAAUUAGACAAUACGCCAUAAAUAAAGAAUUUGAGCUUGGAAUUGAGGCAACCACUAAGACUAGAUUUAGAGGGUAUUGUAAAGGGCCUGAUUGCCCUUGGAGCAUUCAUGCUAAACCGGAGAGGAAAGGGGCUCCAACAAUUCAAGCUGAGAAUAUAGUUGUUUGUACUUAAUAUGUACCUUUCUAUUCGUGGUUAUAUGCUAUAUGACACUUUAACUAAUUUUCAGGUAAUUGUCUUGAAUGACAAACAUACUUGUACGUCGAGUGGUAGACGUAAGACGACUACACCUACGGGAGCUUGGGUUGCGGCACGUGCGCUUCCUUUACUAAUGAAGAAGCCUCAUAUGGGUGCUAAGGAGCUACAAACUACAUUGCAGGACACUUUUGGUUGUACAAUUGCAUAUGACAUAGUUUGGCAUGGGAAAGAGAAAGUUUUGAAGGAAUUAUUUGGAAGUUAGGAAGAGAGCUUUCAGCUACUAUGGCGUUGGAGAGAAGCAGUUAUGCAAAAGUCACCGGAUAGUGUCAUCGAGCUUGAUGUAAAAAUAGAUGAGGGCCGUCCUUUCUUCAGUCGAUUUUUUUGUGCGCUCAGUCCAUGCAUUUCUGGUUUCAAGGGUGUGUGCCGACCAUUCCUAAGUGUUGACUCCACAGCUCCGAAUGGAAGGUGGAAUGGUCACCUUUGUUGUGCAACAGGUGUCGAUGGGCACAAUUGGAUGUAUCUAGUAGCAUAUGGAUUUUUUGAGGCAGAAAAUACUGAAAACUGGACAUGGUUCUUUCAUCAGUUGCACAAGGUUGUGGGGGAUCUGCCUUUGUUAGCAUUGUGUUCAGAUGCUUGCAAAGGUCUUAACAAUGCUAUGAACAAUGUCUUCCCGUAUGCCGAGAAAUGGGAGUGUUUCAGGCAUCUCAUACAAAACUACAUAAAGCAGUUUGGUGGGUCUGAGUACAUGUAUCCAGCUGCUAGAGCUUAUAGGAGAGAAGUCUUCGACCACUUUUUUAGCAGCAUCCAAGAAAUCCCUAGGGUAAGUAGUUGGCUAAAUGAGCAUCAUGACUGUCUUUGGUACCGAAGUGGCUUCAAUACGGACAUCAAGUGCGAUUACGUGACUAACAACAUUGCUGAGGUUUUCAACAAUUGGAUUAAGGAUUGGAAGGAUCUGCCUGUAUGUGAUUUGGCUGACAGGAUAAGGGAGGAAAUUAUGGAGAUGUUUCACAGGAGGAGGAUUGCACAAAAGUUGCAAGGAAGGAUUUUACCGUUGGUUCUACAUAUCCUACACGCCAGAACAAGAUGUUUAGGUCAUUUAUCAGUACGUAAAGCUGACAACUACAUUGCAGAGGUAAGGGACAACAAUGAUGUGCAUUCGAAGCACAUUGUCAAUGCUCAGCUGCGGGAAUGUUCUUGCAAAGAGUGGCAGCACACGGGCAAACCAUGUAUCCAUGCUUUGUGCUUGAUAACAGCUCAAGAAUUUAGGGAUGUCAGGAUGGAGGAUUUUGUCGAUGACUACUACUCUGUAGCUCAUUUCACCACAACAUACUCAAGGGUGGUUCCACCUGUCGGUGACAAAUCAUUUUGGCCAGAAGUUCCUUUCCCAAAAGAAGUGGGUGCUCCAAUUGGAAAACGCGCUGUGGGUCGACAGAGGAAAAAUAGGAUAAAAGGAUGCCUUGAGGGAGGUAGUGGAAAAAAGAAAGUUAACAAUGACAAUGGUAAGAAAAGCAUUCGGGACAAGUUCAAGUGUCCAAACUGUGGUGAACUAGGGCACAGGAAAGCAAGCUACGAAUGUCCAUUAAAUGGCACAAAGAAAAGGAAGCGAAAGCCUAGGAAAAAUUCAACUAAAGGCUGGUUCCCCAAAGAUGUACCUGAGUCAUCACAGCCAGUUGACCACGAGAAUGAAGACGUGGUUGCAAUGAUACCAGCUAUUGAAGAUGUUGUUGAAAGACCUUCUUCGCCACCAGAAGAACGUGUAGUUCGAGUCCUAGUUAAAAAGAUCACACCUAGGAAGAAGAAUGUUUGAGUACUAUGGUGAACUUGUUUGUUCUUAUGGUAGUAUGGUGUGUGUAUGGAACUAUGGCAUUUGUGUGACAUUUGUAUGUAACUUUGGCAUCUGUAUGACAUUUGUAUGCACCUAUGGCAUUUGUAUGGUACUUGUAUGACACUAUGGCAUUUGUA